Messenger RNA from Saitoella complicata NRRL Y-17804, 1848 nucleotides. RefSeq lists its product as uncharacterized. NCBI's taxonomy places the organism in Eukaryota, Fungi, Ascomycota, Saitoellomycetes, Saitoellales, Saitoellaceae. Gene Ontology annotation, biological process: nuclear-transcribed mRNA poly(A) tail shortening; regulation of DNA-templated transcription. The record is from RefSeq and is a predicted model, not a curated record. Gene Ontology annotation, cellular component: P-body; nucleus; CCR4-NOT core complex. Bases 1 to 1848 code for a protein of 615 amino acids. The transcript is spliced from 4 exons.
AUGUCGGCACGGAAACUGCAAGCGGAGAUCGACAAGGUCUUCAAGAGAAUCGCGGAAGGUGUCGCGGUCUUCGAGGGCAUCUACGAGAAAUUGAUGACUUCACAAAAUCCGGCGCAAAAGGAUAAACUUGAGUCGGAUUUGAAGAAGGAAAUCAAGAAGCUGCAACGACUGCGUGAUCAGGUGAAAACCUGGGCAGCAAGUAACGAAAUCAAGGACAAGAAGCCGUUACUGGAGCAGCGUAGAUUGAUUGAGACACAAAUGGAGAAGUUCAAGGCUGUUGAGAAGGACCUGAAAACCAAGGCUUUCAGCAAGGAGGGUCUCAGUGCAGCGGCCAAGCUCGAUCCUAAAGAGCAGCAAAAGAUGGAAACAUGCACAUGGCUGUCGAAUCUUGUGGAUGAGCUCGAACGGCAAAUAGAGCAGCUGGAAGCCGAAUCGGAAACCUUACAAGUAGGCGCGAAGAAGAGCAAGCGCGACUCGAGUAAGAACGAGAGGCUAGGAGAGGUGGAUCACUUAAUAGAGCGGCAUAAGUGGCAUCAAGGGAAGAUUGAGCUGAUAUUAAGAGGACUGGAGAACGGCAAUCUGGCUGUGGAUGAGGUGCUGGACCUGAAAGAUGACAUUGACUACUACGUCGAGUCAAAUCAGGACGUUGACUUCGCUGAGGACGAGCACAUCUAUGAUGAGCUUACACUCGACGAGGAGAUGUACAACGCCCUUGACAGAGAGGAUGAGUCCGACGUUGAUUUGUUGGAUGACGAGCCUGUGAGGAGUCCGGUGAAGGAGGACAGGCCUGAACCACCAACACCGGCAAAAUCAAAACCGGCAGAUGCUCAGCCACCAACACCAGUGCGGAAGUCGAGUGUACCAGUGGCAGCGAAAGCACCAACACCACCAACGCCUGCACCAGUAACAGCACCCGCACCUGCGCCGGCACUAUUACCAGCAGCGACGAUCAGUUACGCAAGUGCAGCGGCAGCGGCAGCAGCAGCGGAGGCAGCAAGAGGACCUGGUAUCCAGCCGCUGCCACCACCGCCUGGAUUGAGGCGUACCGGAACCAAUACUCCUGCACCCAGUACACCUGUACCAGGUACCCCAGUAGCAAGUACACCAGAGUUGCCGCAUUCCAAGCCUGCAAGUUCACAUGGUCUGCCAUCUGCACCGCCAUCGGCACCAGCAUCAGCACCAGUGGAAGAGCCUGCACCAGUGCAGGAGGUUAUGCCUGAAGAGUCUGAGCUCGCACCAAGUACUGCCAACGGAACCGAACCAUCGAUGGAAGAGAACGUGUCUCCGGUAUCGCCACCGGAAUUCAACGCUGCGGAGGUCGCUGCGAACCUACCACCCGGUCUCCAGGAUCUUAUCGCGUCUUUCCAGGCAGCACGGGCACGCUCAGUGGCACCACCACCAAUCACCUCCGUCUACCAGCUCCUCGAGACUUCAUUGACGUACGUCCCCGACGCCCUCGACGCCCAAAGACCAAAACACUACACCCCUGAGAACCCCUACCCAACACCCUCCUACUACCCUCAAGUACCCUCCCCAAUUUUCGAAGAACCCAUGCUCUUCGAAAAAAUCGACAUCGACACCCUCUUCUACGUUUUCUACUACCAACAAGGCGCCUACCAACAAUACCUCGCCGCACGCGAACUCAAACGUCAAUCAUGGCGCUUCCAUAAGAAGUACCUGACGUGGUUCCAGAGGCAUGAGGAGCCGAAGGUUAUUACGGAUGAGUAUGAGAGUGGGACGUAUAGGUAUUUUGAUUUCGAGGGGGCUUGGGUGCAGAGGAAGAAGCCUGAGUUCAAGUUUUUGUACCAGCAUUUGGAGGAUGAGGAUAAGGCUGUUUCUCCUCAAUAG